Myripristis murdjan (pinecone soldierfish) is the source of this 2695-nucleotide messenger RNA. RefSeq names its product sideroflexin 5a (gene sfxn5a). The transcript has 14 exons. NCBI's taxonomy places the organism in Eukaryota, Metazoa, Chordata, Actinopteri, Holocentriformes, Holocentridae. The coding region runs from base 545 to 1456 and encodes 303 amino acids. Gene Ontology annotation, biological process: citrate transport; mitochondrial transmembrane transport; monoatomic ion transport. Gene Ontology annotation, cellular component: mitochondrial inner membrane. The record is from RefSeq and is a predicted model, not a curated record. Gene Ontology annotation, molecular function: citrate transmembrane transporter activity; monoatomic ion transmembrane transporter activity.
AUUAGAAACACCUGUCAAUAUAAUGUAGUCCCGUACAAUACUUCUGCAAACCACAACCUCAAUAAUAAACACAAAAUUAAAUUUACACAUUAGACUGUACAGGUGGACCUACACUAUGAUGCUAUACUAAAAAUCACCACUAGGGGGCUCUGUCACCCUCCUUAAACUCCACAGCACUUUUAGCUCGUUCACCCGGAUAUAUUGUAACUCAAAAUGUUUCAUAUAGAGGCUUACGGACUUAUUUGAGCUCUUGAACUCCACGUUGAUGCACUUAAACGCCCUCCUUGUGUAUUUCUUGUUAACGAAAGCAUAAACAGCAGAUGCCUUAUGGGAAAUGUAGUCAGUUCCACCCAGUUCCAGCUAUAGGCUGCUCGCUGGAAAAACAACAUUACCUACAAUGCCUCGACACAGAAACACUGAAUGACCGACUGCGGAACCGCGCAACUGCAAAAACACAUUUAACACCAACUAGAAGUGUUUUUAAAGAAGUUAUUCAGUGGGGGAAAAAAAGCUUGUUUCUGGAUUUGUGUUCAUUUGCAGCACAAUGUCUGAAUAUCCGACCUUCCGGUAUGGACAGCCUCGCUUUGACCAGACCACAUUUUCCGGCAGGUUCAGACACUUCCUGGAUGUGAUUGACCCCAGCACUCUCUUUGUGACAGAGAGGCGACUUCGAGAGAGUGUGGAGCUCCUCGAUCGAUGCAAACAAGGGAAACUUCCACCAGGAGUGACAGACGCUCAGCUUUGGCAAGCUCAGAAAAUAAAGCAGGCAAUCAUCCAUCCUGACACGGGGGAGAAGAUCCUCAUGCCCUUUCGGAUGUCAGGUUUCAUCCCGUUUGGCACACCAGUGGUUGUCGGCCUCCUUCUCCCAAAUCAGACCUUGGUGUCAACCAUCUUCUGGCAGUGGUUAAACCAGAGUCAUAAUGCCUGUGUUAACUACUGCAACCGCAACGCCUCCAAGACCACUCCGACUUCUAAAUUUGUCCAGGGAUACCUCGGAGCCGUGACCAGCGCCGUCUCCAUCGCCGUAGGGCUGAAUGUGUUAAUCCAGAAAGCCAGCCGGUUCAACCCGACCACCAGGCUGCUGGUGCAGAGAUUCAUCCCCUUCCCAGCCGUGGCGAGUGCCAACGUCUGUAACGUGGUGCUCAUGAGGCACUCGGAGCUGUCGGAGGGCAUCAGCGUGCUUGACGACGACGGCAACGUGGUGGGAACCUCCAAAGUGGCUGCCAGGCAUGCACUUUUAGAGACAGCCCUGACCAGAGUGGUCCUACCCAUGCCGAUCCUGGUGCUCCCUCCCAUGAUCAUGGCUGCACUGGAGAAGCUCCCUCUCCUCCAGAGGCAGCGGCGGCUCGUCCUGCCCGUCCACAGCCUGGUGUGUCUCGCCGCCUUCAGCCUCGCCCUGCCGCUCGCCAUCAGCCUCUUCCCGCAGAUGUCACAGGCAAGACUCGACAGACAGUGAGCCAACCUAGAUUGAAGUGAAGCAAAGGAGGCAAUGCACAUGACAAAAUAGCACGUUAAAAGGCCUAACUCAUGCCGAUUCAUCACUCAGGCUAAUAGUACAGGUAUAUUUUUAUGUACAAAUUUUCAGCUCAGCUUUAUUUCCAAGCAAAAGCUCCCGAGAAAAACUUUAACUUGACUAAUGAGCCUCAUGUUAAGAUAAGAUGCACAAGAGCUCCCUUUGUUCGUUUUGAUUCUUUGUUUUCAAUUCUUCAAAUACUCACUUUGUGUUCAGUAUCUGCUUCGCCCAGGUCUGCCGUGAGUUGGUUUCAGUGACUGAUGUUGAUGACUGAAGUCUCCUGACCCCUUUAACGUUAACUAGUUGAGCUUUACGGAGAUCCUCUCCUAAUGAGGCGUAGCCCUCCGAGACUUAACCUGCUCUGUUAUGAUCUGUCCAACCGUUGCCCAGAGCCCCCAUCGCCAGUCAGUCAUUCACACAAUCCAGGCUAGAAGGCUGAAAUCUAACUUUAGCCCGUUGCCUCAGUAUGUGUCAUUCUGCUCAGUAAGUGGCCGUGGCAUGAUUUCAUUUUUCACUCCCAACUCUUCCUCUCUCUUUGUCUGUUCUCUGCCAAAUGACUUGCUGACACAAGCCAGCCAGCUCUGGCUUUAAAAUGUUUAGGAUUUAAUUACCGCUGGAAAUAGCUCAGACAGCCAUAUGGCAAAAAACUUCAGACAUAUGUGCCGCCAACAGUCCUGUGAAAGGCAGCCUCCCGUUCCAUGGCGUUGCCUGUUUUUCUCUCGCAAGUCCUUUUUGCACUUUUGUAAGGAAACCAGACAAAAAAAAAAAAGGAAGAAAAAAAAAACUCCCCAAAAAGCAACAUGAAUGCCGUGCUCUCCUGGACCCCCCACCUACUCAAUUUGUCCCACUUCCCCAUUUCACACCUACCAGGAUGUCUGAUUAGGAUUCUGCCUCUGAGUCACAGCCAUCUGUCUCUGGUUCAAACAUUAGGAGUUCCAAACCUCAAAAUUGGAUUUUAAUCUGCCAAAUUGGCUUUUUUUGCACAUUAGCAGUAAAUGCAAAACAUUUAAGGCCUUUAUGAAAUAUUUAGUUGCAGAUGAAACUGUUUCAGAUCUUUCAAGCGGCGGUGGAUGUAGAUGCCUCGGUCGUGUGCAGAGGUCGCUUUUUGUAUCUGACAGCACGAACCGAAUAUUGUCAUUUUGCACUAUUGACUCUUUUCUUUUUUUUUCUCUCUCUCUCUUU